Messenger RNA from Ixodes scapularis (black-legged tick), 1317 nucleotides. RefSeq lists its product as uncharacterized. The record is from RefSeq and is a predicted model, not a curated record. The transcript has 4 exons. The coding region runs from base 1 to 1317 and encodes 438 amino acids. NCBI's taxonomy places the organism in Eukaryota, Metazoa, Arthropoda, Arachnida, Ixodida, Ixodidae. Gene Ontology annotation, molecular function: nucleic acid binding; zinc ion binding.
AUGACUCUCAGUGUGGGAAUUGACUUGGGGCAAGCAAAAAGAAAACCACGCAUCAUAAAGCUCAUUCAGGCCACAGACGACAUUGAUGACGAGAUCACAGAGGCUGUAGAGUGGAUAAGAGAAAAAGAGGCAGAGAGCCGCAAAAGAGAACAGGAGGAGCGCGACCGCAAAAAGCAGGCCGACGAAGAGGCGAGACAAGAGCGCGAGAGUAAAAAGCGGGCCGAUGAGAUAGCGCUGCGCAACACCGAGCUUGAAAUGAAAAGACUAGAAAGCGCGUCUUCCAAUGCGACGGGAGUGAUCGCGGAACCGGCGGAGAAGUUGAAGAUGAAGGAUCUGCUUCAGCCUUAUAAGCUGGGGGAAGACAUCGGGCUGUUUCUGGUAAAUUUCGAGAGAACAUGCGAGAAGAUGAAAUUCCAGCGCGAAACAUGGUCCCAGAAGUUGUUAACACUUCUCCCUUGCGAGGCAGCAGAUGUGAUUGCUCGGUUGAGCAAGGAGGAGGCGGACGACUAUGUAAAAGUUAAGGCCGCUCUUCUUAAGAAAUACCGCCUGUCCACUGAGGCCUUUCGCCAACGCUUCCGUCACGCCACGAGGAAGCCUACCCAGUCAUGGCCAGAGUUUGCGUAUAACUUAAAGGCAGAUUUGGUAGAGUGGCUGAAAAGAGCCGGCGCACAUGGCGACCACGACAAGGUGCUCGAGUGUGUUGCCACUGAACAGCUAUUUACGGAGCUUUCGGAGCCAGCCAAGUUCUGGGUUCAGGACAGACUGACCGAGGUAGACCUCCUAAAGGCCCCAGAGCUCGCAGAAGAGUACGCGAUGAGAAGGGGUCAAAAGCGGGACCCUACAGACAGGCCGAAAGGGGAGAACCGAAACGGGAACGCUUUCUCGUCACAGAAAAACGGGACGAGGCCCCCCCUCGUCCCGUUUUUCUGUGACGAGAAAGCGUUCCCGUUUCGUUGCGGGCAGCCCGGACAUUUCGCGGCCAGCUGCACUAAGAAAGUUGCGUUCCAUUACGUCAGAGAAAAUGAGGACAACGAGAAGUUGUUAGAGCCCUACACGCGGGAGAUGGUCGUCAAUGGUCAGAAGUGCAGAGUACUUCGGGAUUCGGCCGCGACAAUGGAUGUCGUACAUCCCUCGUACGUGCGGUCAGGGGACUACACUGGAGACUGCGCUUGGAUUCGACAAGCAGUAGAGGAGCAAAGCGUGUGCUUGCCCAUUGCUAAAAUCAUGAUCUCAGGACCUUUCGGAAUCCUCGAGACUGAGGCGGCGAGCGGGGGUGCUGUACCGGCAGUACAGAGACCGAAAGGGGAAGGCGUUUGA